This is a messenger RNA of Talaromyces rugulosus, 714 nucleotides long. RefSeq lists its product as uncharacterized. The coding region runs from base 1 to 714 and encodes 237 amino acids. The record is from RefSeq and is a predicted model, not a curated record. Lineage: Eukaryota; Fungi; Ascomycota; Eurotiomycetes; Eurotiales; Trichocomaceae. Gene Ontology annotation, molecular function: precorrin-2 dehydrogenase activity; protoporphyrin ferrochelatase activity. The transcript is spliced from 3 exons. Gene Ontology annotation, biological process: siroheme biosynthetic process.
AUGUCUCAUAAAUUCCCGGAAGUCCAAGGCGGAGGAUCCCUGAUUGUGGCCUGGCAGACCAGGAACAAGCACGUUGUCGUAGUCGGAGGCGGCGAAGUCGCAGCAGGCCGCAUCCUGCACGCCCUCAAUGCCGAUGCCAGAGUCACCGUCGUGUGCCCCCAGACCGGGCUGAACGAAGAAGUCGCCUACCGCGUGGCCCAGAAUCAGGUGUCGCAUGUCGACCGCGUCUUUGAGCCCCAGGACCUCGAUGGCGCCGACAUGGUGUUGUGCGCCAUUGACGACCCAGAAGCCUCCACCCAGGUGUGGAAGCUGUGCAAGGAACGCCGUAUACCAGCCAACAUUGCAGACGUGCCGCCAGAGUGCGAUUUCUUCUUCGGCAGCGUGCACCGCGAUGGGCCGCUGCAGAUCAUGGUUAGCACCAACGGCAAUGGGCCCAAGCUGGCCAGUAUCGUCCGCAAGAAGAUUGCCAAUACGCUGCCUCAGAACACGGGGGCUGCUAUCGAGAAUGUCGGCCGUCUACGCAAGAAGCUGAGAACGGUCGCGCCAAAUGCCGAGGAAGGACCGAAACGAAUGAAAUGGAUGUCGACGGUCUGCGAGUCUUGGUCAUUGGAGGAUCUCGUAGAGAUGACAGAAAAGGACAUGGAUGCUCUCUUGAGCUUCUACCAGCCCAACAAAGUGCCCAGUCUCCAAGAUGUCCGGGAAGGAUCCCAUUGA